Molecule: messenger RNA, 2286 nt
Organism: Parus major (Great Tit)
Lineage: Eukaryota; Metazoa; Chordata; Aves; Passeriformes; Paridae
Gene: PTPN11
Product: protein tyrosine phosphatase non-receptor type 11
Exons: 16
Coding region: 16-1977 (653 amino acids)
Biological process (GO): protein dephosphorylation
Molecular function (GO): protein tyrosine phosphatase activity
Source: RefSeq, a predicted model, not a curated record
UUGGGAGCACAAGGGAUGGCAGCACUUCAAGGAGGAUCCUCCCCGCGGCCGGAACCGCUGGCAGGGAUCACUGACACCCCCAUUCUGCUAUUUGGGGUGGCUGACAAAUGCAGCUUCCUACUCAAAGCCAAAAAUACGGAGCUGAGGGAGCAGGAGGACGAGGUGCCAGCAGAGCCAGAGUUACAUAAAGUGCCAGAAAACCCUCCCAGAUGGUUUCAUCCAAAUAUCACUGGGGUGGAGGCAGAAAACCUGCUGUUAACAAGAGGAGUGGAUGGCAGCUUCCUGGCACGGCCCAGCAAAAGUAACCCAGGAGACUUCACACUCUCUGUUAGACGAACUGGAGCUGUCACCCACAUCAAGAUCCAGAACACAGGUGACUACUAUGACCUCUAUGGGGGAGAGAAGUUUGCCACGCUGGCUGAGCUGGUCCAGUAUUACAUGGAACACCAUGGGCAGCUCAAGGAGAAGAAUGGAGAUGUCAUAGAGCUGAAAUAUCCCCUCAACUGCGCUGAUCCCACGUCAGAAAGGUGGUUUCACGGGCAUCUCUCUGGGAGAGAAGCUGAGAAACUCUUGACAGAGAAAGGAAAACACGGGAGUUUCCUGGUGCGGGAGAGCCAGAGCCACCCCGGGGACUUUGUCCUGUCCGUGAGGACGGGGGAUGACAAAGGAGAGAGCAACGAUGGCAAAUCCAAAGUGACACACGUCAUGAUCCACUGCCAGGAUCUCAAAUACGACGUUGGAGGAGGGGAGAAGUUUGACUCUCUGACAGAUCUGGUGGAGCAUUACAAGAAGAACCCCAUGGUGGAGACUUUGGGCACCGUGUUACAACUCAAACAGCCCCUGAACACCACCAGGAUUAACGCUGCCGAGAUCGAGAGCCGAGUGAGGGAGCUCAGCAAACUGGCAGAGACCACGGAUAAAGUCAAGCAGGGCUUCUGGGAAGAGUUUGAGACCUUGCAGCAGCAGGAAUGCAAACUCCUCUACAGCCGCAAGGAAGGGCAGCGCCAGGAAAACAAGAACAAAAAUAGAUACAAAAACAUUUUACCCUUUGAUCACACCAGAGUUGUUCUCCACGAUGGUGAUCCCAAUGAACCCGUUUCAGACUACAUCAAUGCUAAUAUUAUCAUGCCCGAGUUUGAAACCAAGUGCAACAACUCGAAGCCAAAAAAAAGUUACAUCGCUACCCAAGGCUGCCUGCAGAACACAGUGAAUGAUUUCUGGAGGAUGGUGUUCCAGGAGAAUUCCCGAGUUAUUGUCAUGACCACGAAGGAAGUGGAAAGAGGAAAGAGUAAGUGUGUCAAGUACUGGCCUGAUGAAUAUUCCCUGAAGGAAUACGGAGUGAUGCGUGUCCGGAAUGUGAAGGAGAGUGCAGCACACGAUUACACCCUGAGAGAGCUGAAACUUUCCAAAGUUGGCCAGGGGAACACGGAGAGGACGGUGUGGCAGUACCACUUCCGGACCUGGCCCGACCACGGCGUUCCCAGCGAUCCCGGGGGUGUCCUGGAUUUCCUGGAGGAGGUGCACCACAAGCAGGAGAGCAUUCCUGAUGCAGGACCUGUCGUGGUGCACUGCAGCGCUGGGAUUGGGCGAACAGGAACUUUCAUUGUCAUUGACAUCCUCAUCGACAUCAUCCGAGAGAAAGGGGUGGACUGUGACAUCGAUGUCCCCAAGACCAUCCAGAUGGUGAGGUCCCAGCGCUCAGGGAUGGUGCAGACAGAGGCUCAGUACAGGUUCAUUUACAUGGCAGUGCAGCACUACAUCGAGACCCUCCAGCGCAGGAUCGAGGAGGAGCAGAAGAGCAAGAGGAAAGGUCACGAGUACACAAACAUUAAAUAUUCGUUAUCGGACCAGACGAGUGGGGAUCAGAGCCCUCUCCCCCCCUGCACCCCAACCCCAACGUGUCCAGAAAUGAGAGAAGAUAGUGCUAGAGUAUAUGAAAAUGUGGGGCUGAUGCAACAGCAGAAGAGUUUCAGAUGAGAAGAUAUUGAGAGCCUUCCAGGCCAAGGCAGACAUGAAAAUGGUUUUUAAAAGGUCAAGAAAGAGAUGGAAGAAGCUUCACGUGAGCAGUGAGCUCUGAGGGCUUGGUACCUUUUAAUUUACGGUUUUAAUCCUUCAGUAGGCAAAACUUCAGAGCAUCUAAAGAUUGUUUUUAUCUCUUCUCUCCAAUUUCCAAUUGCUCGUUUUCCAAAUAAAAGGAAAUCCUUUCUACAAGGUAGACAAUUACUUUGUAGAGUCAGUUUUGAAUCCUGCAAACUGUUGGACUGUCAUCCAUUUUGUUUUUUUUUU